AGGACGGUUUAAUCGCUGCCCGGUGCUGUUGCACUCGACGACGACGCAGCAACGGGACACAGAGAGCACAAGGAGGGGGAGGGGCGCAGCAAUCGCGCGGCGGUAUCGUAGGUUGAUGUCCGCCGACACGUCAGUUCCGCCGUUUUUUCUUGGACGAGGGGGCGGCUGCUCGAACUCGUCGCUGCUGCUGCCUGUCGUCGUAGUGCGCCCGUGCUUUUGUGUGCCGCUAUCACCGGCCCCCGAGACAGGUCUGCGUUCACGGGGACGCUGCACGCGGGACGCUGAUUUGAGGUGAAGGGCCGAAGCAGACUUUUUGUGGGGCGUCGUCUAUCUGCCCGUUGGAGGGGCGCUCCACCAUGGAGCCAAGCGGGUUUGCAGAGCAGCUCAUCUGCCUCAAGGCCAGCAUCUCGAGAUUACGCCACAGCGUCAACGAAGAACUGGACAACCUUGGCGCUGCACUGGAUACCCUGGCCAGGGAACAACGCGCAGCGGAAGACAAGGCCGCACCCAAGGCCCCCAGCGAGGCACACCUCCGGAAAAAAAGUUCACCUGGUCAAGGUCUACCAGAAAAGAUCUUCACUAUCCGAGAAUCCCGUAUUGUAGACCUGAUGGCCAAUGAGCACCUGAGGACCGUUUUCAACAUCUUCGUGGCCUUUCUGUUCCUGGUCAGCGUCAUCCUUGUCACAUCGUAUUUCUUCGAUCCACAAAGGUUGCACGACGACAUCUCGACCAUCGUGUUGAAUUCCACCGGAAUCACUACCAUCUUCUCGUACCUCGUUGGCAUCAACGUCAGCAUUCUGUUCCUGGUACAUCCCUCCAUCCAGCUAUGGGCGCACUGCCGGACCGUUACCAAGAGCUGGCUCGCAGACUUCGUUUUCGCGACCUUGUUUUUGGUGUACCUCGGAUGCUGCGUGGUGCUUCCCUCCAGCUACGUGUUCGUUCACGAGCUGCCACCGCUGUCUGCGUGUAUCAUCGCGUUCGAGCAGGUCCGUCUCAUCAUGAAGGUGUACGGGUACGUGAGGGAGAUGAUUGGUCGGGUGCUCACUUACGCCCAACUCAAAGCCAAGAGCCCCGAGAAUGGCCAGGAGCUGGUGCUGCCUGGCAUUCCUAGCGUGCUCUAUUUCCUCUUCGCCCCUACCCUCAUCUACAGGGACUCGUACCCAAGGACACCAAAAGUCCGCUGGGGAUUGGUGCUUUGGUACCUGGGCCAGUUCUUGGCCUGCUUCCUGCUCUACUCGGUGGUGCUGAACCACUUCAUCAAGGACCUGUUCCGCGACGCCGGCAAGGAGAGCUUCCAGCUGCUGGGCUUCACCCUGACCGGUUGCGCCAUCAUGCUGCUGGGGAGCAUUUCCAUGUUUCUCGUCUUCUACGGCUUCCUACACUGCUGGCUCAACAUCUUCGCCGAGGCCAUGCGCUUCGGAGACCGCCUCUUCUACCUGGACUGGUGGAACAGUACCACGUACGGGGACUUCUACAGGUCGUGGAAUCUUGUCGUUCAUGACUGGCUCUUCAACUACGUCUAUCGUGAUGCCUACAGGGCUUUCAACCGGAACAAGAAAUACUCCAUGCUCGUGGUGUUCUUCCUCUCGGCUGUCGUCCACGAGUACAUCUUGGCAGUCACCUACAGAUUUUUCUUUCCGGUCAUCUUGGUCGUGUUUGGUACCCUUGGUGUGGCGUUUGUGUUCAUCACCAAAAAGAAGACUGCACGUUUCUGGAACGUAUUCCUCUGGAUUACACUCAUCGCCGGCUGGGGUCUUAUCGUCAUUUUCUACACUGUCGAGUUUUACUCAAGAAUCAACUGCCCUCAAACAAGGACGGAUGUCGUUGACUUCUUCCUCCCGAGGUCCUUUUCCUGGUCGUGCAAUGCCUUCAGCCACUCCAUUUGGUUUCCGUCGUCCAUCUACCGGCAGAGGACUCCGGUCACGUGACGCUCGUGCACCCUUAGGCCCUAGUCUUGUCUCAACGGAAGCGCGCCCUGGGAGCGGAUCACGGAAGUGUGCGUGCCCCGAAGAGUGCCGAAAGCUGAAUUCCAUGUACAUAGUUCAUCUUGAACAAAGGACAUUGUCUUAUUAUACUGAUGAUUUUUUUAAGUACCUUACUAAAUGGGCCUGCUGUCUCGUUGCAUGGUCUCGCUUGUUUUUGACAAUUUUUUUACAAUUACCGUUGAAAUAAACUCAUUUUGAACCGA
Ixodes scapularis (black-legged tick) is the source of this 2188-nucleotide messenger RNA. Its product is annotated as sterol O-acyltransferase 1. The transcript is spliced from 14 exons. Gene Ontology annotation, biological process: cholesterol metabolic process. Gene Ontology annotation, cellular component: endoplasmic reticulum membrane. Bases 357 to 1928 code for a protein of 523 amino acids. The record is from RefSeq and is a predicted model, not a curated record. Lineage: Eukaryota; Metazoa; Arthropoda; Arachnida; Ixodida; Ixodidae.